Molecule: messenger RNA, 2392 nt
Organism: Lytechinus variegatus (green sea urchin)
Lineage: Eukaryota; Metazoa; Echinodermata; Echinoidea; Temnopleuroida; Toxopneustidae
Exons: 4
Coding region: 1849-2289 (146 amino acids)
Source: RefSeq, a predicted model, not a curated record
UUUCUUUUUCUUCUCUUUGUGUUUUAUAACUACCCCCUCCCCUCUGGUACCAACCCUGAUUAAAACUUUGCAAUUCUCCCUAGAAUGAGAGAGUAAAGUCAAUUCAUAAUGCGGAUACUGUCAUAGCGAAUGUAUUCAGUAUUCACUCAACAGUGGGAUUGAAUUUCAUUUUGAUAUUGCUCAAUUGAUUUUUUGUGUUUAUCUUCUCAAGAGUUGAGGAGGAAAUUAGGGUGUAGAAUUUCCCGAUCAUAAUAAUGCAACCAAUUAAAAUAUAGGGGAGAGUGGUGUGAAUAAGGACCCUUUUUCAUAGUUCCAAACAUAUUUUUAUAGAAACAUGACAAGAUAUGUAAUACUAGGCCUGCAGUAGACCUACAAUAUAAAGUGGCGACGCUACUUCCAAAAUUUUGAUUUUGACGUGCUGCUAUAUAGGCUUAUUCUGGCUAUAUAUGAUGUGCUAUAGUGGCUAUGAGACUUUAAGUUGUGUGCUAAAGAACUGUCUCAAAUACCACACAAACAUCAAUCUCUAUGACACUGGUAAACUUGAGUAGCGAGCUAAAAACUAACUGGGGGCCUCAAUUACCAUACUACUACCAAUAGAAACCAUGUACCUUCUUCAUGAUAUAUGUACAGUGCGUUUCAGAAAAGAGGUAAUCCAAAUCUAGAGGGCUGAUAUUCGGAUUAUAUUUCAUUUUGUGAGAUUAUUCUGCAUGGAUAUGCAUGAGAAACUCAUCAGCUUUCCUUUGAUUGUCUAUUUGGACCAUUUUGUGUCAUACAGUCAUGACCAAAGUUUUGGGUGAAAUGUGUUCUGAUAGAAUAAAAUGUUUUUCAAAGCAAGUUUUAGAAUGAAGAGUGAAUGCAUUCCCCUGAAAUGAUGAUUAAAAGGGUAAUGUAUUAUCCAACCACACCUUCAACAUGUUCCCCUCUCCUUAUUUGCACACAAAGCCGGUAUAUAGAGCGCGUGGAAGGUUGUAUUGGACACCUCGUCUCGCCGUUGCCGGAUCAUUGCGCAAAGCAUCCACCUCUUGUCGAAUUCGGCCCUGCAAAUCAUCAAGAUCUUGGGGAGGAGUUGCAAACACCUUGUUUUUCAGUGUCUCCAAUGGAAAUAGUCACAAGGCGUGAGGUCAGGCGAUCUUGGUGGCCAUUCUACGUCAUUGAUUGGUUGAGGGCAACGACUCAAUGUCAGUUCUCAGAGUCUAUCUCAAUGUUGGAACGAAGGGCGGGAAAGCCAUCCUGAAUCCACCAAAGAUAGGCCUAUGCCCGUACACUCAUCGAAUAAACGAUCCUGUCUCUCAAAAUGUUGGUCCAACUGUGGUAAUCUCUCCGUUUACCAUCUGCAAGAACAUUUGCUUAUUAACACUUCUUUGAAGGAAAGGGUCCAAUCAAACAAUAAUUUUUGACAGCUCAGACGUCGAAAAAAACUAAGGAAAAAGAUGUAUGCACUUGUUGUCUUUAACAUCAAUAAUUCGGUCACGCAUGGCCCAAAUUGUACAAAUAGGGUAUGCAUGGCAAGCUGAUAAGUUUUUAUUUAAUAUCCAUGCAGAUAUCAUGAAUUUGAAUAGGAUUGGAAUAUAAGUCCUCUAGAUUUGGAUUACCUUUUUUUUCUGAAACGCACUGUAUAGAGAGUGUUUCGGCAUCACCACACUCGCUAGUCUUAAUAACGAUAGAUACAGCUACUACCAUGAUUACUAUGUAUGCAAAAUGUACCCAUACAUGCCAUACGCAUGAUUGACGUCUCUUUGAUUAUAGCUAUAACUGGUGACUUAAUUAUACCGACUUGAUGUAUACUGUAUUGUCAUUUAUUAUUGUGUAGUUUUCCUCUGUAUUUGCCGUAUCGAAAUUUAGACUACGAUGGCUGAUAUUUUGAGUGACAAAUUUUUGUUGAAAUUGGCGAGAAAAAUCGAUCCUACGAAUGAUACUCCGCAGGACUUUAGCACGUACUUAGGUUUCACUCAAGCCGAAGGUUCAUGUGCAGCAAUCGGAGGAAACAUCGUCCAAAAUCAAAGAAAAGCAUACCAGACGAUCCUCACCAGGUAUACGAUGGUGCAUGGUCGCAAGAAAGACAGUGCCGUGAAACUCAUCAAGAUGCUUCUAGAAAAUGAAAUGAAGGACUGUGCUGAUCUUGUCAGAGAAGAAUUAGAGAAGUUUGGGAUCACAGUUCCUUCAAAUGAAGAACUGACUGUAGAUCAUCCAGUGUCACUUCCCACCCCUCCACGUGACAUCCCAGGCGAGGAAUUAGAAGACACUGGUGCAAAAACAAAGAUAGAAUGCGAAAAAAUGGAGACGGACUGAACGGAAAUGGAAGGUCUCUUUUGUGUGCGUGGGGGUUUAACUUAAUUCUAUUCGAUUUUUAUCUUAUCAUAUUUGAAAAUAUGAAUUUAUUAAUCUAAAUUUA